GCUGCCCGGUCUCCAGCGCGUUUCCGGUUUAACCUCUAGCUUCCGGUUCGUCGGCCGGUUCCAGUCCCGGCCUUUCACUUCCGGUGCCUUGCGUUCCGCUGCGGCCGGUUCCUGCGUUCGCCGCAGACGGUCCCGCUGCGCUCCAGGUAUUUUUUUCUGAACAAAAGCUGUAUCAACAUAUGUUUCAAGGAUGGCUCUCCCUAUCAUUGUAAAAUGGGGUGGACAGGAAUAUUCAGUGACUACACUGUCAGAAGACGAUACUGUGCUGGAUCUCAAACAGUUUCUCAAGACCCUUACAGGAGUGCUACCAGAACGACAGAAAUUACUUGGACUUAAAGUUAAAGGCAAACCUGCAGAAAAUGAUGUUAAGCUUGGAGCUCUCAAACUGAAACCAAAUACUAAAAUCAUGAUGAUGGGAACUCGUGAGGAGAGCUUGGAAGAUGUCUUAGGUCCACCUCCUGACAAUGAUGAUGUUGUCAAUGACUUUGAUAUUGAAGAUGAAGUAGUUGAAGUAGAAAAUAGGGAAGAAAACCUACUGAAAAUUUCUCGCAGAGUAAAAGAGUAUAAAGUAGAAAUUUUGAAUCCACCCAGGGAAGGGAAAAAGCUUUUGGUACUAGAUGUUGAUUAUACGUUAUUUGACCAUAGGUCUUGUGCAGAGACUGGGGUAGAAUUAAUGCGGCCAUAUCUUCAUGAAUUCCUAACAUCUGCAUAUGAAGAUUAUGACAUUGUUAUUUGGUCUGCAACAAAUAUGAAGUGGAUUGAAGCUAAAAUGAAAGAGCUGGGAGUGAGCACAAAUGCAAAUUAUAAGAUUACCUUCAUGUUGGACAGUGCUGCUAUGAUAACAGUGCAUACGCCAAGGAGAGGAUUAAUAGAUGUGAAGCCUCUUGGUGUUAUAUGGGGAAAGUUUUCGGAGUUUUACAGCAAAAAGAACACCAUUAUGUUUGAUGACAUAGGAAGAAAUUUUCUAAUGAACCCACAGAAUGGACUAAAGAUAAGGCCUUUUAUGAAAGCGCACCUAAAUCGAGAUAAAGACAAAGAACUUUUAAAAUUAACUCAGUACCUCAAGGAAAUAGCAAAAUUAGAUGACUUUUUGGACCUGAAUCACAAAUACUGGGAAAGGUAUCUCUCAAAGAAACAAGGACAGUAGUUCCAAGUUAUGCUGGCAGUUAUUGAAGAUACUUGAGAUCCAUGAACUCUUGCUUUGAUGCUAGAAAUCAUUAUAAUAGUGCUGGACACUGAAGCAAAUACCAGACUGCUUAUACUUGGUCUUCCAGUUUUUUGUAAAUUUAAUUUUAUAUUUUUUGAAGAUUAUAGCAAUAUGCUAAAAAUAUUCUCCCCCCCCCAUGUGAAUAUACUGUUACUCUUGAAAAGUAUUUUCUCCAGGAUUGAGUACUGAGGUGUCCCCCCUCCACCCCCCAUGCCACACAAACAAAAAGUGUACAAAAAUGUAUACUCAACAGUGUCAUUUUGUGACUUUGGAAACAAGUUAUGUCUUGUGUUCCUGCCUUAUUUGUGGUGUUGUUUGACUCAGUCUAAGACCAAACCCAUCUUGAAACUAUUGCUUUUCCUUUAAAACCAAAAAAAUAUUUUUUCAGUAAGGAACCUAGUUUGGUAUACUUAAAAUCACCAACAGUUUUUUUAUUCCUUUGUCAUAGACACAGUUUCUCUUCUUACUCCACUAUUGACAUCUCUAAAUUCUGAGCUGUCUCAGUUUGGCUGUAUGUGUGUCAGUGUUCUUUGAGUAAAACUGGAAAAUGUCAGCUGUGAAAGCAGUAUGUCAUAGUAUGAAAAAUAGAAAACAUAAGAUUGAAGAGUAAAACUAAGGAACACUAAUGUUUCUUUUUGGUGGCUAAGUAGAAACAUUUCUGCGUAAAACUAUUGUCACAAAAGCAGUUAAAGGCAAUAUAUUUUAAAGUGGGACAUAUCACUGAUUCAGCCCUAAAAAGCAUGAACAAAAAGUUUUUGCUCUCUUCUAGCUAUAUCUUGUCUAAGUGCAAACACUGUGUUUCAGUGAAAAUAUCUAGCUAUAAGCUUAAAAAAAUUAUUUGCAAUGCUUAAGCCUGCAGAUAUGUAAUGUGACCACUGUUUUGUGUUGACAGUAUUGCUUUAUACAGUUCUUGUAUUUGAAAGGAAUCUGAUUCUUUCAAAUGAACAUGGUGUACAUUGUUCUUACGGGACUAUUUGAGUGGUGUAAAUAAUAAAUACCUUUUCUUAAAACA
Miniopterus natalensis is the source of this 2219-nucleotide messenger RNA. RefSeq names its product ubiquitin like domain containing CTD phosphatase 1 (gene UBLCP1). Gene Ontology annotation, cellular component: nucleus. Gene Ontology annotation, biological process: regulation of proteasome assembly; protein dephosphorylation. Gene Ontology annotation, molecular function: protein serine/threonine phosphatase activity; protein binding. NCBI's taxonomy places the organism in Eukaryota, Metazoa, Chordata, Mammalia, Chiroptera, Miniopteridae. The record is from RefSeq and is a predicted model, not a curated record.